Punica granatum (pomegranate) is the source of this 2193-nucleotide messenger RNA. The record is from RefSeq and is a predicted model, not a curated record. NCBI's taxonomy places the organism in Eukaryota, Viridiplantae, Streptophyta, Magnoliopsida, Myrtales, Lythraceae.
CUUAGGUAUUCAAAAUACCGAAAUCACCCUCUAUCCACCCCGUCGGCCUUUCCCUCCUCCUCCGAAGUUCCCGCAGUUGCGAGCUACUUCUUGUGUGCUGACACCGUCGGUCUCUAUCGGAAAAUGGUGACUCUUCCGGCUCAGGGCUGCCUGAGGAACCUAUCGCUUCCCCGCCCAUGGCUCCAUAGCCUCCGCCGCACGGCCUCCGUCGCCUCUGCGUCUCUUCCCGACCCUCUUACGGAAGACCCGCCGCGGGAGGCCACUGCUUCCAGUUCAAAGCCCGCCUCCUCCUCGUACUUCCCGAAGAAGAACCAGACUUUAGAGCUGGAGUGUCUGAGCCUGGCCUUCAAAGGGAAGGGCGUCUGCAAGGUGGCCGACAGCGGGUUCGUCGUCAUGUGCGACCGCGCCCUCCCCGGGGAGCGCUUCAUUGGUCGGGUCACACGCAGGAAGGGGAAUUAUGCCGAGGUGGCCAAGGUGAAGACGAUAGAUCCUCACUGGGACAUUGUGGAAGCCCCGUGUGAGUAUGCAUCAUACUGUGGAGGUUGCAAAACGCAGAACUUGUUAUAUGAGGCUCAGCUCAGAGCUAAAGAACAGCAAGUCUACGAAUUGAUUGUUCAUGUCGGUAGAUUUUCCAAUAAGGACCUGGAGCUUCAUAAUAUCAUGAAGCCAAUUGUUCCAUGUGACGUUCAAUAUCAUUACAGGAAUAAGAUGGAGUUUUCUUUUGGUUCUCAAAGAUGGGUUCCAAAGGAAUUGUUAGGAGAGAAGCUCAAUGGCACUGAUAACUAUGCGUUGGGGCUGCAUGCUCCCGGCUUCUUUGAUAAAGUUCUAAAUGUCAAUAAUUGCUUAUUGCAAAGUGAUCCUGCAAAUAAGGUUCUUGAUACACUCCAAGAAUGCUGGAGGGAUCCCGAAUUAGGUUUGUCUCCUUAUGAUGUUCACUCCCAUGCUGGAUUUCUCAAGCAUUUAAUGCUAAGGUCAGGGAGGGAUGUUGCAACUGGCCGGCCUGAACUCAUGGUCAAUUUUGUUACCUCAUCAUACAAGCCGGAGCUGCUGAAGCCAUUAGUGGACAAAGUCUCAUCCUUUCCUGAAGUGGCAAGCAUCGUUAAUAAUGUAAAUACAUCAAUUGGUAAUACAUCAGUGGGGGAGGAGGAAUACACUUUGUAUGGGAAGCCGACUAUCACAGAGAUGCUAAGAGGGCUUUCCUUUCAGAUUUCGGCCAACUCUUUUUUCCAGACAAAUACCCGUCAGGCUGAGGUUCUGUACAAGCUAAUAGAAGAAUGCGUGGGCCUAAAAGGAGAUGGCUCUGAAAUCAUUCUUGAUCUGUUCUGUGGGACUGGUACCAUCGGAUUAACCCUUGCUAGAAGGGUAAAACAUGUGUACGGAUACGAAGUGGUUCCUCAAGCUAUCUCCGAUGCCAGCGUUAAUGCUGGGUUGAAUGGCAUCUGUAACACAACAUUCAUCCAAGGAGACCUCAAUAAAAUCGACGAGAACUUUGGGCGGGAUUUCCCAAAGCCAGAUGUUGUAAUCUCAGAUCCAAAUCGUCCGGGGAUGCAUAUGAAGUUGAUCAAAUUUCUAAUGAAGCUCAAAGCUUCACGAAUUGUCUAUGUAUCAUGCAACCCGGCGACCUGUGCACGCGACCUUGAUUAUCUUUGCCACGGAGUGGCUGAUUUGAAGAUAAAAGGAUGUUACGAACUGAAGAGCGUGCAGCCAGUGGACAUGUUCCCUCACACUCCACAUAUCGAGUGCGUAUGUCUUCUGGAGCUCCGAUAAUCCUACAUCAAACCAACUUCAAGCUGCAUCCUUGCAAAAAUGGGGUGGAACAUCUUGGUCCUGAGCCGAAAAAAACCUGCUUGUAAGAUUGGCCGGUUCUGCCAUUAAUUUUCAGAUAAAAAUUCUUGUCUGUCAGUCCAUUGCUCAAAUCUGCAACGGAUGAAUAUGAAAGGCUUCAGGUGGUGGCCAAAAGAAAGGCUUCAGUUGGCUAAUAGGACAAUGUUGUUAGACUGAGAUCGGGUAAGGGUUUCCGUGAAGCGGGAAAAGUUCAGUUCAAAAAUAUUAAAGAUUAGAAUAGAAUAGCUAAAGUUUAGAGGGAACCACUUACUUCCUGGCCUAAUAUUAUGAGACGAUGUGAUUGUGAAUGUAUUAUAUUUCGACUUAUGUUUUUCUGCUGUAUGAUAUUCAUUUUCUUUUCUGCUGAAA